Messenger RNA from Sesamum indicum (sesame), 846 nucleotides. Its product is annotated as Na-translocating NADH-quinone reductase subunit A. The record is from RefSeq and is a predicted model, not a curated record. NCBI's taxonomy places the organism in Eukaryota, Viridiplantae, Streptophyta, Magnoliopsida, Lamiales, Pedaliaceae.
AAGAUUUUAUCAUAGUGUUAGGGUUUUGCUUUUCACCUUUUUCCUUUCUUUCUCAAAUCAGAGGUUCGAUUUCUACACUCUUUAUAUCAUCCAUUGAAGUUCUGAACUUUGCUUCAAUUGAUUGGGGCGACCUGUGAUUUGCGGUUGGUGGAUUGAGGCGGAUUGUAUCGGUGGGAAUCGGAAAUCGAUGAUCAGAAGCAUCACAUGGAACCUUCUCCAGUGCAGACCACUCCUUCCGUUGAAGAGGAUGAGUGGGACACUGAUGGAUUUGUAAUUCCAAGCUUGGGAAUUGAAGACCCAGAACAAAAUAGAACUGAUUCUCCAAGAGCAGAUGAUUCUAAGCCGUCCGAAGUUAAGGCAAGAAAAGAAGAGAACAUAUAUCUGGGACCCCACGGUGCUCCUCCAUCUCAAGCAAAACAGCAAGAGCAUAACUCUUCUAGCCGCAAGCAGAGGUUUAAGCAGAAACUUAAGGAAGCUGAUAGACGAUACAGUGGAACUGGGCGAGAGAAUAAGGUGGAUAAUUUAAGGGAGCUUGUGGGUGGCGGUAAAAUGCCCGUGAUUGCAUCGAAGAGUUCUCCUAGGGAAUGGCUUGAUCCUCAUUGUCAUGAGUCGCAAUUUGAGAGGAGGCACCUGCAUUAGGUUCUUAAGAUCUGUUCAAUAGUUUUCUUCUCCCUUUUUUUCUUUUCUCUUUUCUCUCUCGCUUCUUGCGUCUGUUGUUACUCCAAUAAGAUCUCAUCUCACUCGUACAUUUGAGUAACUUGAAAAUAUACACAGCUUCAAGUCUAUGUAUUUUGUCAAUAACAACUCUCUUGCAAUUAUCUGGAGCGCUGCUCUACAGUUUCUCGC